ACUUGUUAAAUUUGCAGUCGUGUGAAUUUUGUGCGUAAAAAUGGCGACUAAAUGCCGUCAAAACUAUCACAAAGAUUGCGAAGCUCUCGUCAAUCAACAAAUUAACAUCGAGAUGAAUGCCAAUUACAAAUAUUUGGCUAUGGUCGCAUUUUACGAUCGGGAUGAUGUAGCCCUAAAAGGAUUUAGCAAAUGUUUUAAAGAAUUAGGCCAUGAGAAGCUGGAAUACAUUCAAAAGCUUGUCAACUAUCAGCACCUUCGUGGGGGCCGUGUGGUUUUCAGUGACAUUGGUCGUCCUCCUGAUCAAGAAUGGACAUCGCCGCUAUCCGCCAUGGAAUGUGCUCUCGCUAUGGAAAUGAAAGUCAAUCAGUCCGUUUUGGAUUUGAACAAAAUAGCUGUUGAUCGUAACGACGAUCAACUGAGUGAUUUUCUCAAGAAACAUUUCUUAGUGAAGCGGGUAGAGACCAUCAACCAGUUAGCAAAUCACCAUACCAAGAUACACCGUGUUGGCGAUGGCCUAGGAAUAUUUCUCUACGAUCAAGAUCUUCUAUCUUGA
Molecule: messenger RNA, 553 nt
Organism: Daphnia magna
Lineage: Eukaryota; Metazoa; Arthropoda; Branchiopoda; Diplostraca; Daphniidae
Product: ferritin heavy chain-like
Exons: 3
Coding region: 41-553 (170 amino acids)
Biological process (GO): iron ion transport; intracellular iron ion homeostasis
Cellular component (GO): cytoplasm
Molecular function (GO): ferrous iron binding; ferric iron binding
Source: RefSeq, a predicted model, not a curated record